Corylus avellana is the source of this 1302-nucleotide messenger RNA. Its product is annotated as GDSL esterase/lipase EXL3. The record is from RefSeq and is a predicted model, not a curated record. Gene Ontology annotation, biological process: lipid metabolic process. Gene Ontology annotation, molecular function: lipase activity. NCBI's taxonomy places the organism in Eukaryota, Viridiplantae, Streptophyta, Magnoliopsida, Fagales, Betulaceae. Gene Ontology annotation, cellular component: extracellular region.
UUCUUUUACUUGGAUUCAAACUUGGAAGAAUCCUAGAAUAAUCCAGUGCAAUAUAUAUUUACUUGAACAUGAAAGGAGUAUCUUUAUCAACCAAAUUCUUCUUUCUUUCUUCUGCUUUUGCUAUUUUCUUCACCACCGAAGCUGUUAUCAAGAUACCGGGCAACGAAACAGUAUCGGCUGUACUAAUGUUUGGCGAUUCUAUUGUUGAUACGGGCAACAACAACGAUCUCAAUACAAUUGCAAAGUGCAAUUUUCUUCCGUAUGGGAGAGAGUUUAAGGGAGGAAUGCCAACAGGAAGAUUUUCUAAUGGAAAAGUUCCCUCGGACUUCUUAGUGGAAGAUUUAGGAGUUAAGGAGUUCCUACCAGCAUAUAGGGAUCCAACUUUGCAGCCUAAAGAUUUCCUAACAGGUGUAAGCUUUGCUUCAGGUGGUGCAGGAUAUGAUCAUUUGACAUCAACAACAGCGUCAGCCAUAUCACUAUCAGAGCAAAUACAAGACUUUAAGAAAUACAUAGGAAAGCUAAAAGGAAUGGUUGGAGAAGAGAGAACAAACUUCAUUUUAGCCAAAUGUGUAACUUUUUCGGUAGCGAGCAGCAAUGACAUUACCAAUACCUAUUUCAUUAGUGGAAUUAGGAAAUUGAACUAUGAUUUUCCUUCUUACACUGAUUAUUUGGUCGAAUCAGCUUCUAAUUUCGUCAAGGAAUUAUAUGGACUGGGAAUACGAAGGAUUGGUGUUUUCAGUGCACCACCACUUGGAUGUUUGCCAUCGCAGAAAACUUUGAAUGGGUAUUCAGGAAAAGGGUGUGUAAAUUACCUCAAUGAAGCAUCAAAAUUGUUCAAUGCUAAACUAUCAGCAGAGAUGGGUUGCCUUAACAACAAUCUGCCUCACGCAAGGGUGGUUUAUAUUGAUGUUUACAACCCUCUACUUAAUAUUGUCCAAGAUCCUAAGAAAUAUGGCCUUGAGAUUGCAAAUAAAGGGUGUUGUGGAACAGGGAUUUUUGAGGUAUCCAUACUAUGUAACCAACUAGACCCGGGCACCUGCGCAGAUGACUCUAAGUAUGUUUUUUUUGACAGCUAUCAUCCUACAGAAAGAACAUACAAGAUAAUUGUCAGUCAGCUCCUCCAAAAAUAUAUCAAGAGCUUCCUUUAAGAUUGUUGGUUUUCCACGAGUCAAUAAUAUUAUCAACCAGAUAUUUCGAAUUUGUUAAUUUUUCCUUUUUCUAUCACAAAUAUUUAUUAUUUUUGCUGAUGCCAUAAGAGCUUGAAUCAAAUAAAUGGGAUCAGGGUUGAGUUGGGAGUGUCAA